Molecule: messenger RNA, 399 nt
Organism: Lactuca saligna
Lineage: Eukaryota; Viridiplantae; Streptophyta; Magnoliopsida; Asterales; Asteraceae
Source: the annotation of a GenBank genome assembly
AUGGAUGAAGUGAAGGAUUUGGGUGACAACAUAGAAGAGAAACCCUAUGUUAUUAAUUGGGAUGGAGCCGUAAGGAUUGAGAAGGUUGUUGAUGAAACUGGAAGUAGAGAAAAGAAGGUCAACAAACGGAAGGUGAAAUCAAUUGAAAGAAAUGUGCAACUUGAGGCUAUGGAUGUAGAGCUUGACAUGAAGGAAACAGAUAAAUCAGGCCAAGUAAACAAGACUAACCUCGUUGGAUUGGUUAGAGAUGAUGGGAAGACUUUUGUUUUAAGCACGAAAGAAGAGCCAAAGUUUGAAGAAUCUGAAGAGAAACAUCGCACAGGGGAGUUUGAUAAAGAGAAGUUUGAGGGAUUUUUCAUCACUUUUCUUGGGCCACUAAUAUUAUACUUACACGGUUAG